Messenger RNA from Aspergillus luchuensis, 540 nucleotides. RefSeq names its product CVNH domain-containing protein. Bases 1 to 540 code for a protein of 179 amino acids. Lineage: Eukaryota; Fungi; Ascomycota; Eurotiomycetes; Eurotiales; Aspergillaceae. The record is from RefSeq and is a predicted model, not a curated record. The transcript is spliced from 2 exons.
AUGUCCUUCCACAACAGCUGCCAAAACAUCCACCUCAUCCACGAGCCCGGUGCUACUUUCCUGCACGCCGAGGUGCGUCGUGCGAAUGGAGAGUAUGUCGCUCGCAAGAUCCGUCUGGAUAGACAUAUUGGAAAUACCGAUGGCUGGUUCCUCUGGGGCGGCUCCAACUUCACCGAAACCGCCAAUGACAUUCAGCUCGAGCACACUGGCCGCGGUCCCAAGUUGACGGCGUACUUGAGGAAGCGGGAUGGUGGAUACAGAGAGUUGCAGGGAUUGUACCUGGCGGAUAAGAUUGCUAAUGAGAAUGGGGAGUUGGUGUUUAAGGUACGUCUACUUAUCUAUCACUACUAUCUAAUGUGUAGUUGGGGGAGGUUUAGGCUGACGUGGUGGGCUAUUAUAGGGACCUUAGAUACAUUGUUAGUAUCUAGCACCGAGAACGGGAGAUAUGAGGAGGUAACCAGUAGUAAAGGAUACGGAGUGAUUUUGUAUGAUUGGAGAUAUUGCAUAGCGAAUGAUGAAUUAUUCUAUUAUAUAAACUAA